AAGUUUGACUGCAGCUGCUUUCAGUUUCUUUACAGCUACCGUAAGAGGCAGCAGGAGCAGCUGCAGCAGGGACUUGUGGCUGCAGAGACUUGGUGCAUGCUCUGUGUUCUAUCUGGGAAGAAUCCUACUGCUGCUUCUAAAGGAAACGUGCAGUCACCAUGGAGCAUCACUGCGGUUUAAUCACAGGCAAGAAGGAGAUGGUGCCACUGAAGAGCAUCUCUGUAACCCUGUCUAUCAAUGACUUUGUGGCUGAUGUGUCUGCAACCUUAAAUUAUGAGAAUGAAGAGAAAGCCCCAAUAGAAGCUCUCUUUGUCUUCCCCAUGGAUGAAGACUCUGCUGUCUACAGCUUUGAAGCUUUGGUGGAUGGGAAGAAAAUUGUGGCAGAAUUGCAGGACAAGACGAAGGCACAUUUCAACUAUGAGGAAGCCCUCUCUCAGGGCUAUGAAGCUUACUUAUUGGAAGAGGAUGACUACUCCAGAGAUGUCUUUUCUUGCAAUGUGGGGAACCUCCAGCCUGGAGCUAAGGUGGCAGUUACCCUGAGGUAUGUGCAGGAACUUCCCCUGGAAACAGAUGGGGCCCUGCGCUACUUGCUUCCGGCAAUCUUGAAUCCGAGAUACCAGCUCUCAGAACAGUCAGCGAACAGUUGCCUGAAUAUAAAGAGCCCCAUAGAUCCUUUGAAGGACCUGCCCUACACACUCAGCAUGGUUGCCACCAUCACUUCCCAGCAUGGCAUUGAGAAGGUCCAGUCCAACUGUUCCUUGAGUCCUGUUCAGUACCUUGCAGAUGACAAUACUUCUGCUCAGGUUUCCUUGGCUGAAGGACACAAGUUUGACCGAGAUGUGGAACUCCUGAUUUACUACACUGAGGUGCACAGCCCAAGCGUAGCUGUGGAAAUGGGGAUGCCAGACAUGAAGCCAGAUAGUUUGAUGGGAGCUCCUUCUGCAAUGGUGAGCUUCUACCCAGAUAUCCCAGAAGUGGAGGCCUCAAGGGCCUGUGGAGAAUUUGUAUUUCUCGUGGACCGCUCAGGAAGUAUGGAAUCCCCCAUGAGUAACCAAAACAAUUCUCAGCUGCGCAUAGAAGCUGCCAAGGAAACUCUAUUGCUGUUGCUGAAGAGCUUGCCUAUGGGUUGUUAUUUUAACAUCUAUGGAUUUGGAUCUACCUAUGAAAAAUUCUUUCCGGAGAGUGUGAAGUACACUCAGGAAACAAUGGAGGAGGCCGUGAAAAGAGUGAGGGAUCUAAAAGCAGAUCUAGGAGGCACUGAAAUCUUGACACCACUCUGCAACAUUUACAAGGCAUCCUCUAUUGCUGGCCAUCCCUUACAGAUUUUUGUCUUCACAGAUGGAGAAGUUAGUGACACCUUUAGUGUCAUUAGAGAAGUUGAGCUAAACCACAAGAAACACAGAUGUUUCUCAUUUGGCAUUGGGGAAGGAGCCUCCACCAGUUUAAUCAAAGGCAUUGCCCGGGUAUCAGGAGGCACUGCAGAAUUUAUCACAGGCAAGGACAGGAUGCAAGCCAAGGCUCUGGGGACUCUGAAGUUUGCUCUACAGCAUGGAGUUGAUGACAUAUCUCUGAGCUGGGAUUUGCCUCCUCGUUUAUAUGCUAAGAUGCUUUCUCCAGAGCAGACUGUCAUCUUUAAGGGUCAGAGGUUAAUUAUCUAUGCCCAGCUGGCUGGGAUUAUCCCUCAAGGGGAAAGCUCAGGAGCAGUGUGCCUCAAAUACUCCCUUCAGGGCAAGGCUCUUGAAAACAGGGUGACAUUUUCCCUACAACCCAAGGAAAACGCCAGCUUCACCAUUCAUCGGUUGGCUGCAAAGUCCUUGAUUCAGAACAAAGACUUGGGCUCCAAUGAGACCUCAGAAGAAGCAAAAGAGGAUGUGAAGAACAUCAGCAUUCAGUCUGGAGUUCUUAGCUCCUUCACAGCUUUCAUCGCCAUAAACAAGGAGCUGAAUCAGCCAGUACAGGGGCCUCUGGCUCAUAGAGUGAUUCCAAGGCCAAUGACUUACGGAUCUUCUGAUAUGUGUAUGGUUAGCAUGCUAUGCACAGGAAAAGUACUACAGUCUAAGAGUAAUAUGCCUCUGGCUUUUAGCCCGAGAAAUGCUGUACGUGGUGCAUCCCUAUCUUUGAAAAGCAACAAAAAGGUCAAAAUGGCAUGUUCUUCCACCAAGAAAAACAACUUGCAAAAUGACCCCCAAGCUUUUGGAGAGAAUGUUGUUGUGCAGCUGAUUUCCCUUCAAAAGGCAAAUGGCUCCUGGAACCUGGAUGAAGAUCUGACCAAAAUCCUGGGCACUAAUUUAGAAGAUGCCAAGGUUGCAAACCCUGCCAUGCAUGGGGAUCCCUCAGCCUGGGCCACAGUGCUGGCUGUGCUAUGGUUGCAUGCCAAUGGAAAGGACUUGAAGUGUGAGUGGGAGCUUCUGGAAAGGAAAGCCGUGGCCUGGCUUCAUGACCAUGCAGGCUCCUCCAUCCCCGCACUUGUGCAAGCUGCCAACAGUCUCCUGAAAUUAUCUGUGAAUCCUGCUGCCUUUGACAUCUGAGGAUGUCACCCAUGAAAGAAGAGCGUUUCCUGGCUACUACCUACUCCUGCACUUCUUGGCUGAGAUGGCUUUUGGUUUUUAUGUUUAACUUUUUCUUUCUUGUCACUUAUACAAUGGACUACUACUCAGCUAUUAAAAAUAGGGCAGCAUGAAAUUUGCAGUCAAAUGGAUGGAACUGGAAAAUAUCAUCCUCAGUGAGGUAACCCAGAAGCAGAAAAAUACACAUGGUAUAUACUCACUUAUAAGUGGAUAUUAGCCUUAAAGUACAAGAUAAGCGCACAGACCCAUAUAUCCAAGAAGCUAAAUAACAAGGAGGGUGCAAGGGAGGAUGCUUAACUCUCACUCAGAAGGGGAAAUAAAAUUCUACAAAUGUUCUUGUGACAUUUUUAAAAUUUUGGUUGUGUCUCAAUCUUCAUUUUGGAAUAUUCUUUUGCCUUAGAAAAAAACCUCAAUGUAAAAUACUUUCCAAAAGCUCAGCUAAUUUUCUUUCACCUUUAACUUUGGAUACAUAUAGAUAUUUUUUUAAAUAAUGAGGUGAAUGACAUAGAUGAGUCUUAAAAGGCAACCAAAUGGGAGGAGAGCAUUGAGGAUAAACUAAAAAUAUAAUAACUAGUGUUUCCUACUGUGCAUAUAAUCUUGAAGGAACAUUUUUCCCACUUUGGAACCAUCUCUUUACAAUAAAACAACCAUCCUCAUUUUAUGAUUGGAUCAUGAAUAGAGGUAACAAAGUAAUUGCUCCCUUAGAGCUAUCCCUGAACUCCAAGCAGGAGCUAAUAGGAUCUUCAAAAUGCUUUAAGCCAGUGCUCUGGGGAGAGAGUGUUCUGGUAUUAAUUGUAUAAGCUAAUGAGAUGUAAUUUUUCAUAAGUGGAGAAGAAGGCUCCUUCGCCUGGAGCACACUGUUCUGCUCAUAAAAAGGAAAUUUGAUUUCUAGUUAUUGUACUUUGGGAAACUGGGGUCAUGUUUUCAGGACCACAGACUGAGUACUCAAACUUCUGCCAAUGUCUGCCUCUUACACACUAACAGGUAACACACAUGGAACUUCCUGAUCCUUGGAAAAUACAUUUUCCUGAAAUCAAUUAGAAAAUCUAAUGAGGCUAUGGAAUCACAGAACACAAUGGUGUCUGAGCAUAAACAAAGACCAGAAACUGAGAGUCUUUGCUUAUCAACGGGAGGGUGUGGAGGGCUCACUGGAAUUGAAGCUGUUCAGAAAUGAACAGCAGUUGUAAAAAGUAAGUGCUCUCAGCCUUGGCCUCACAAUGUCACUGUGUCUUUCUUUACAGUCUAAACUAAUAUCAAGAUAUCGAGAUAGAAUAUGUGAGAGGAAGAAAACAUGUCAUGUGAUUUCUAAAAUAAAAUAAAAUUGUAAAUAAAACCAGGGAGAUGGCUCAGUGGGAAAAGGUGCCUGCCUGAAUCACCUGAAUUUAACCCCUGGAAUCAACAUGGUGGAGAGACAGAACUGACUCCCUCAAAUUGUCCUCCAACCACUACACAGACAUCAUGGCUAGUGUAUGCAUGAGCAAACACACACACACACACACACACAUACUAAAUUUAAAAACAAAUAGAAUGAAAGACUGAGGGAAAAGGAGACAUGAAGUCUUCCUUCACUUUUAUUUGAAGCAGCCAUAAGAGCUUUCAGGAAUGGCUUCAUUUUCCAACAGUAAAAGAGGUUUUUUCAGGAAGCAGAGACAGAACAGAUAGUACUAAAGAUUACAAGCACAGACAUUAAAUAAAACAAGCAAAGCAAAUUCCUUUAUGAAUUUGAAUGCUAGUUUUCUGGCUGCAGAUCUGAUUUACAAUAGAAAAAAAACUUUAUGGAUAUAUAUAUAUAUUGCUUUGGUUUGGUUUUUGAGACAGGGUUUCUUGUACACUCCUGACUGUCCUGAACUGGCCUUGUAGACCUGGUUGGUCUUGAACUCACAGAUAUCUUCCUGCCUCUGCUUCCCCAAGUGCUGGGAUUAGAGGCAUGUACUGCUGUAUCGGGUGGAUAAAUAUUUUUUUAAAAGAAUCCUUAUCUACAAAUGACUCGUUGGUACCGAGUGAUACUGAAUGUCUGUGCAAUGGCCAUUAUUGUCACCAUUGUUACUUAUGCAAUUGUGGGUGGAAAGGUUCUUUGUCUCCUCAGAUUUCUAUUCUGCUUUUGACUUACAUAACCCUCUCUCUUAAUUCUGUUCCUUAUCUUAUGCAGGCCACUCUAUCUUCCAUUUUAUCAGAGUAGUGCCUUUUAUAUGCACUUUGCUUCUACAAACAGCUCUAGAACUCAUAGAAUGUGGCCCACCAGUUAGCAGAGCCCUGAUGGGUAUGUCUUGGUGUGGCCAUGGCCCUAAGAGCUACAUGUACUGAGGACUUCAUGCUCUUAAUGGAGCAUGGCUCUGCUUGUUAUCUUUGCAGGCUUUAUAAUCUUCCUAAUUUACAAACUAUAUGAAAACUUUAAGGGACCGUCCAGCCCCUCAUUGAACAGUAUUUCUUGCACUUACAAUUAACAAUGCUUAAUCUCUUCUAGGCAUGGUGGUUGGAGCAGAUAAUGAUUUAACCACCACUCUGAGAAGAACCUGCAGAUGUAGAUUGUUAGCAAUGACUACUACCCUUAGAAAGAAUUUGGAAAAACAGAUUGUUUAGCAAGGUUAGGUAAAGAUAUUUUUACUAGUGGCUCUGACGUAGAAAGUCUUAGGGAAAAACAGGUUGUUUAGCAAGGUUAGAUAAAGAUGUUUUUGCUAGGGGCUCUGAUGUAGAAAAUCUUUCAGUACAAUUUGAAGUUUAGAAAAGUACACUGAAUAGUAAAGCCAGGGACAUUUUUAAGGUUGGUGAACAGACACAAAUGCCCAAGAUAGCCUUGGCUGACAUGACACUCUCUAGUUGGUCUGGUGACUGAGACAAUUGAUUUCCUUAUACUUGUUUUUGCCUUCAACUUCCUGAUAUGACUUAAUAAAAAUUAUUGGUGAACAGA
Meriones unguiculatus (Mongolian gerbil) is the source of this 5475-nucleotide messenger RNA. RefSeq names its product von Willebrand factor A domain-containing protein 5A. The transcript is spliced from 19 exons. The coding region runs from base 159 to 2528 and encodes 789 amino acids. The record is from RefSeq and is a predicted model, not a curated record. NCBI's taxonomy places the organism in Eukaryota, Metazoa, Chordata, Mammalia, Rodentia, Muridae.